Parnassius apollo (apollo) is the source of this 2769-nucleotide messenger RNA. The record is from the annotation of a GenBank genome assembly. Lineage: Eukaryota; Metazoa; Arthropoda; Insecta; Lepidoptera; Papilionidae.
AUGGGCCGCUCACGAACUAAAGCGACAAUUAAUUCCCUUUCCGAAGAAACUGACAUAAAGGGAUUUUUGAAUAAGAAACAAAUGGAUGAUAAUAGUAAGGGUAUUGCUAAAGACGUAUCUGUACCAAUAAAGUGUUCUGUUGUUAAAGUAGAAAAAUGUGAUCAUUAUUCUAUGAAUGAAAAUGGUCCAGUUAAAGAAGUUGUUAAUUAUGGUGGCACAUUCAGCAUGGAUGAAUGUGGUGUUAAUAUAUCUGAACCUGCAGGAAUUGGCACAGAUGUUAGUACCUACGAAAUACAUUACGGGAGAGAUUGUUCACUCGGAAACAAUUAUAUUCCUGAGAAAGAUUUAGAAGUUUUUAUGAGUGGAUUAGAAGAUGGUGGAAGUAAUUCCAAAGAAGUCGAUGACGACAUUAUAAUCUUAGAUGAUGGUGGGCCUGUGCCAGUUUCGCCAAAUGAAAGUGAAAAAUGUGAAAUAAAUACACUGCAAGAACAAUUAGAUGCAGAAAUACAAAAAUAUGUUGAAAUGGAUGCAGCCAUAUCUAAAGUUUUCAAAACAUCCAAUUGCUAUCGGAGGUUCAAGGAAAAGGAAACAGAACAACCUUUGGAGGAUAAUGUGUAUGAUGAUAAUGAUGAUGAUGACCUUAUGCUUCUAAACAACUCUGAUGAAGUAACAAUAAUAUCAGAUUCUGAUGACGAAAACAAGAAUGAGAACUCUAAAGAAUUUGUAGAAGACAAUGUUAAAAUUAUAAACUCUAUAGAAAGAGAAGAAUCUAAUACAAAUUUUAAUACGAAAGUGAAGGAAGAACCAAACUAUGAUGCAAAUAUUUCAUGUCGGAAAGAUGGUACAAUAGAAGCGCAUCCAGAACAUAACGAAAAAGUUGACACUUUAACUGCAAAAGAUAAUUCUGAAAUAGAAACUUAUAAUGUGGUGAAAGAAUCUCAUUCAGGUCAAUCUAUUAUUGCCAAAAGAAAAAAAGAAGAUAAUGUGACAUGUCCACAUAACGAGGAUCGCAAUACGGAACUAGGAACUAAUGUGAAAAAUAAACCAAAACAUGUUAAUAUAAAGAUUUCGGGUCUGGGCAAUGGCACGUAUGCCUCAUACCUACAAGACAAAGAUUGUAGUAUGAGGCAUAGUAUAGAAGUAAAAGAAGAACCAGGGGACGCUUCAUGUCUACAAGAUACAGAAUUAAAUUUGCAUCAUAGUCCUGGUGUGAAAGAUGAACGAGAAGACGAAAUAAUUAUGUCACAUUCAAGUGAUGAUUCAAAUGCAUCAUAUCCACAAGAUGUAGAAUUUAAUUUGAAUCAUACAACUGAAAUAAAAGUAGAGGCAAUAGAUGAUAUAGUUAUGUUUUAUUCAGGUGAUGAAACUGCGUUAUGUCCACAAGAGGUACAUUAUGACAAGGUUAAUAUUAUCGGGAUGAAAGGUCCAGUAUGUGAUGCUGCAUUAUCGUGUGGCGAAAAUAAGCAGCUAGCAAAGAGGAAAUGUAUCGAAAACUUAAAAAAAUAUGCUGUUAGAGGAGUAUCAGAUAAGGGGGAUUCGAGAGAACCUAUUAAAAAGAAACAUAAUGUAUCUAUUGUAAAUGUUGAAGUCUUCUAUUCAUGUAAAAAGUGUCCGUUUCGAGGGUGCUACAAUGAUUAUAUUGAACACAUAACUUCGAAUUGCGUUGCUAUGUCUUUUUAUUGUUCAACUUGUAUUACAGUCUUUUCGACUUUAAAACUUUACGUGCACCAUUUAACACGCCAUAAUUACAAAUUUUUAACAUGUCCCAAUUGUAAACGGCAGUUUAACGAGGACUCGAGGUUGUGCUCACACAUAAUUUCACACUUAACAAACUUCUACAUGAAGUCGCAAGAUGUACAAAACAUGGAUCUAUCACCUUCACAAAAGAACGAUAUCCUUCAGUGUAUUGAAUGCAAGAAAAUUAUUAAAUCAGAACAAAUCUUCAUUCAUUGGGACUUGCAUUUGAAAAUAAAAAAUGAUAAGAGAAAAGUAGAUGAUAACAAAGAUAGUGAUGAUGAAGCGGAAAUGAACUCCAACCUUACAAAAGAACUCUUAGAUAUGCUCUUAAUAAAGAAAACAACUAAUAUGCCCAGAAAAUGCAUUGUCUGUAACAAAACCUUUCGUAGACCAAGAGAUUGCAAGCGGCAUUUUAUCGUGCACCUUCUCUUCCAAGCGUUAAGGUCUAAAGUAAAAGACGACAACCAGUUACUGUGCCAGCUCUGCGGCGCUGACCAGAACAAUCCAGCUAAAUAUAAGGAGCACAUGAGGGAGCAUGCUUCCAUGGCCAUACAUAAAUGCCAAAUUUGCGCCAAAACCUUCAGUGACAAAAGCAACUAUUGCAAACAUGUGAAAGUGCACAAUCUUUAUUCAUUUAUCUGUGACAAGUGUGGUAAAAAAUUUCACCUGAAGAAGUGCCUAAUUGACCAUUUGCAAAUGCACGAAUCACGCCCGCCCGCCUCUUGCCUACAGUGUGACAUGUCAUUUUCUACCGGAUCAAAGUUGAAAAGACACUUAAAGUACAAACACAUGCGCGAUUGCAGGUAUUAUGCAUGUAUGAUAUGCAAGAAGAGGUUAGGGAGCUUGAAGGAGAAAUGGGACCACAUGUGGCUGGAACACCAAGAGAGGAAGAUCGAAGUGGACUGCUCUUUAUGCAACAUGAAAUUCAGAAAAAUCAGUGACCUCAAGCAGCACGUAAUGAAGGUACAUUUGUCACACUUAAGCCGUAAUAGUUUUUCAGAAUUAGUCAUGCUAAAGAGAGACUAUGAAUGA